AUGGGCAUUGAAGGAACAUGGUACGAAGAAGAAGAUUUGGCCCGGAAUGAUGUCGAUGACAGACUUGAUUCAGAAGGCGAGGCAUUGCCAGGCGGCAAGAUGCAGAUGGAGUGCCAUGAAUGGACACGUCAGUCACAACGUCAGUCACAAGUGCCAGUUUUGUGGGCCCCGCCGUGCAAGGGAGCUGAGCCAAGCACGAUGACGUCAUGUCCUUGUUGUUGUUUGUUGUUUGUUGUUGUUGCGGCUGCUGUUGCUGCUGCUGUUGCUGCUGCUGUUGCUGCUGCUGUUGCUGCUGCUGUUGCUGCUGCAGCAGUUGCUGGUACUGCCUGGCGUGCCGCGGAGUAG
This is a messenger RNA of Ustilaginoidea virens, 345 nucleotides long. RefSeq lists its product as uncharacterized. NCBI's taxonomy places the organism in Eukaryota, Fungi, Ascomycota, Sordariomycetes, Hypocreales, Clavicipitaceae. Bases 1 to 345 code for a protein of 114 amino acids. The record is from RefSeq and is a predicted model, not a curated record. The transcript has a single exon.